Molecule: messenger RNA, 675 nt
Organism: Metschnikowia bicuspidata var. bicuspidata NRRL YB-4993
Lineage: Eukaryota; Fungi; Ascomycota; Pichiomycetes; Serinales; Metschnikowiaceae
Product: N-acetylglucosaminyldiphosphodolichol N-acetylglucosaminyltransferase anchoring subunit
Exons: 1
Coding region: 1-675 (224 amino acids)
Biological process (GO): dolichol-linked oligosaccharide biosynthetic process
Cellular component (GO): UDP-N-acetylglucosamine transferase complex
Source: RefSeq, a predicted model, not a curated record
AUGGCAUCAGAAAACGCCUUGUGCGCAUGGGUUAUAUGUGCCGUAGUGCCACUUUGCCUUUGUCUCAUCCGCGUAAUAGCUGUACUCCCAGCACUCCGAGAUGGCCGAAAACAGAAAAGUCAUUCUGAGUCAGACAUACCAGUGGACACCAGCCUCAUGAUUUUCUUGGGUUCUGGUGGCCACACAGGAGAAAUGCUCCGUCUUCUCGAAAACACAGACAUCUCUCAAUGCCACCGCACAUGGCUUGUUUCUUCGGGCGAUGCGGCGUCUCUCAUGAAAGCAAAGAAGUAUGAGGAGUCCACUCGAAGUUUCAAAAACGUGAACUAUGCAGAGCUCCAUAGAGCUAGAAAGGUAGGAGAGUCGCUUGCCCUGUCAACUCUCAGCACAAUUAAGUCCAUCUUUUCUACUGUACAGCAACUCAGCCUUCUUCCAAAACCGGAUAUCCUUCUUGUAAAUGGCCCAGGAACUAGUGUGCCUAUUGCAUAUACCCUAUUUUUUAUGAGCCUAUUCGGAGGAUGCAAAACAAAAAUCGUGUACAUUGAGUCCUUAGCCAGAGUGCACAAUCUUAGUCUUAGCGGCAGGUUGAUUAUGCCCAUAGCCAAUCGCUUCCUUGUUCAAUGGGCCCCGUUGGCAUUUAAAUACCAAAGAGCGGAGUAUUACGGCAUUUUGAUCUGA